This is a messenger RNA of Ctenopharyngodon idella (grass carp), 2582 nucleotides long. Its product is annotated as programmed cell death 1 ligand 1. The coding region runs from base 373 to 1887 and encodes 504 amino acids. Gene Ontology annotation, molecular function: ATP hydrolysis activity. The record is from RefSeq and is a predicted model, not a curated record. NCBI's taxonomy places the organism in Eukaryota, Metazoa, Chordata, Actinopteri, Cypriniformes, Xenocyprididae. The transcript has 10 exons. Gene Ontology annotation, biological process: cell surface receptor signaling pathway; T cell costimulation; positive regulation of T cell proliferation. Gene Ontology annotation, cellular component: external side of plasma membrane.
GGAGGAUUAUUGUAAAAUGAUACUAAAUUCCUUCCAUAUCUCUGCAUGUUGGCCAAAAUGAAACUGAUGGACAACUUGUGAAACACCCAGAGGACUAAACCUGGGAAUAAAGACUAAAGAGUUCUGGAGAAACAGACGAUCCAAAGCUGAGAAUUUUCUUUCAACAAAGAUUUUUCCGCGAGACUCGAUUUUCUUGAAAAGCGCUGCUUCACGUGACGGCGCACAACCAAUCAACAGCGAGCGGGAGGAACCGCACACGCGCUUGAAAAGCUUUUCUCAGCUGUUCCUCUCCACAAUCCUGCAUAAACAAAACACAGAGCCACAUGUCACAGUCAUCUGCAGCUCAUGAGAUUCAUCAUUAAGUAAGGGCCAAUGAGGGGAAUGCUGGUGAUCAUAUUUCAGGCUCUGCUAUGGCCUGCCGUUUCAGCCCUGUUUACAGUAAAUGUACAGAAGAGCGCUUACGAGGCAGAGCUACACGGGGACGUGGAACUAGUGUGCGUGUUCUCCACGGUUAAAAGACCUUCAGACCUCACCGUCAUAUGGAGCCGUGUCAAUCCGAAGCCGGACGUGGACGUGUAUCGGCUCGAGAAAGGCAAAGAAAACCACAAUUACACCAGUGCCUUGUUCAUAAAACGGGCGCACCUCAUCCUACAACAACUGACAGAAAACAGAGCGGUAUUACACUUGAAAAAUCUCCAGAUAAAAGAUUCGGGAACGUACCGGUGUAUCGUGAGUGAGGGAGACGAGGGAGACUACAAGCAAGUCACGCUCAACGUUACAGCUCCUUAUACUCCCAUAAAGAAAAGCAUCAGGAAAACGGGUCAGAAUGAAGUGGAGCUCUCCUGCGAGUCUCAGGGAUUCCCGUCACCUCAGGUUAUCUGGAGCGACGGUCAAAACGCGAACCUCACGGAGAAAUCCAACAGCUCUGUGCACAAUACAGAUGAAGAUCUCAUCAAAGUCAUCAGCAAUCUGACGGUGAAACGAGAUCUUGUGAACAACUACACCUGUUCUUUUUUCACAAAGGGUGGAAUCAAGCAGACGGCCACCUUCAGCAUCCCAGAUGAACUCCUUCAUGAGUGUUCUGCUCAGUACAUGUGGAUUGGAGCUGUGGUCGUCGUGCUUUUAGCCAUUGCCUUCAUCUCCUUCAUCCUGCGCAGGAGAAAAAAUGGUCAGAAAAACAGACGAAAUGAAUCAUCUAAAUGCGCUUUCCUGUUCCCGAACUUGCCUUCUGCCAACUCUGAUUCUUUACUGACAGUGAACGAGAACAGGCCACAAACAUGUGACAUAACCUCAGAAGAACUUGCAGAAAAAUCUCCAUCUCUGAGGGACGUGCUAACACAGCAGUAUUCACAGCUCGACACAGACGCGGAGGUGAAAAGGAGACUUGAGUCAUAUGCACUUCACAGCAAAGAAGGCCAAUCGCUAAACAUCAGCUCCAUCCUGCCUGAUAAGAAGCAAACUAUCCUUCUGCUUGGAGAACCAGGCAGCGGGAAAACUACCGUGGCCCAAAUCCUGUCGUCUUGCUGGGCUCGAAGAAUCACGGCAGAUGCCUUCAACAUUCACCGGCUCCAUAUGGUCGUGUUGGUGGACUGCAGCAGAGCGGAAGGAGACUUUUUCCAGGUGGUAAAGUCCAACAUUAAUUAUGAAAAAUCAAUAGACGUGUCUGACCUCAGAGAGACGCUUCUGGGGCCGACGGAUUGUUUGCUCAUCCUGGACGGCUAUCAAGAGGGAAAUAAGGUCUUGGAUGAAACUCUCAAAGGGUUUCUAACAGAGCGGCAGACGUGCAGGGUGUUAGUGACGUCACAUCCAGGACAAUGUCCAGCCCUGGAGAGAACCAUCAGGACAGUAUUGCAACUCAUUCAGAGACCGGAAGAGUCUCGAUCAUGAUGAAAUUGGAUACAUUUCAUACUUGUAUAGACAAUUACAACAUUGUGGAAGUGUCUGAGUCCCAGAUAAUGCCUUUCGCUUCUCUGGAAUUUUUCUUUUCCGACUUUUGGUAAAGACUCUGGCUGGAGAUCAAACCAUUUCGCAAUACUUGAAUUCAGUUGUAUUUUUCAAAGACCAAGUACCAGAAAGGAGAAAUGAGAUCAUGAUAAUAAAACUUUACACUGUAAAAAGUGCUAACCUAUAAAUGUUAUCUUAAAGAGCUGAUAUAAAUGAAUGUUUUCAGUUGAUUUGGUGAUGUUAAACGACAUUUAUAAAUUGAAUAAAACCAGUUAAUUUAGAUGUAAAAAAAAAAAAAAAAAAAAAAUUCCAGUGUAUUUCUGCAUACUUCUUAUCUGGCAGUAAUACAUGUGGUUUAACUGUUACAGGAAUACAGCAGAACUGAUUUGUAUGCUUUCAACAAAAUAUAGUUACUAACUAUAACGUGAACGGUUUUAUGUGUGAAGCUGAUCGUGCAAAAACAACGUCUGUUAGUUUUACUUCAAACUUUCUGUAACAGUCACACUUUUAUACUUAGGUUGUGUAUUUUGUUUAGAGAGAGAGAGAGUUACAUUUUGUACAUAUAUAUUUUUAUACUUUCAUUUAGUGUAUUGAUGUCAUGUCAUGAUUUUGAUAAAAGAAAGAAAUGAGUGUGAAAA